Molecule: messenger RNA, 579 nt
Organism: Striga asiatica
Lineage: Eukaryota; Viridiplantae; Streptophyta; Magnoliopsida; Lamiales; Orobanchaceae
Source: the annotation of a GenBank genome assembly
AUGAGUAAUUCAGCAACGCUCAAAAAGGAAUUCCUCAAGAAAUGGAUAAAGGGCCUCCACGUGUACACUAAUUCCCACAAGGGCAAUAUGGGAAUUCUUGAGCGAAAGAGGGCCAUCAAACUAUCGGCCGAUGCAGCCAUAGCCUCGACGCGGAAGGCCACGACACACUGGAGUCGGGCCUUAAUGGACGACCUCGUCUCAUCGUUAGACGGGCCCAGCAGAAUCCUGGUCCAACAAAUACUGGACCAUAAGUGUGGCCCACCAGAUAACAAUAACAACAACAAUAAUAAUAAUAAUAAUAAUAAUAAUAAUAAUUUGGCAAUUGCAUGCAGCAAGAGGAUAUUACGAAAAAGCCGCAUCACUAGGGUUGUACCUCGGAGCGUGAAAUCGAGCUCGGGUGUUGUCGCGAGGAGGCUCGUGAGGAGAAAGACGCGCGUGCUUAAGAGGCUUGUACCGGGAGGAGAGAGAAUGGACGAGCGGUGUUUGGUCCGAGAAACCCUAGAUUAUAUCUCCUCCCUUAGGGUUCAGGUGGACGUCAUGCGAUGUCUUGCUAGUGCUGCUCACAAAUUGGAGGCUUAA